Messenger RNA from Drosophila obscura, 3299 nucleotides. RefSeq names its product BTB/POZ domain-containing protein 9 (gene BTBD9). The record is from RefSeq and is a predicted model, not a curated record. Lineage: Eukaryota; Metazoa; Arthropoda; Insecta; Diptera; Drosophilidae. The transcript is spliced from 5 exons. Bases 177 to 2477 code for a protein of 766 amino acids. Gene Ontology annotation, molecular function: protein binding. Gene Ontology annotation, biological process: modulation of chemical synaptic transmission; adult locomotory behavior; circadian behavior.
UCCCUAGGUUCCAUUAAAAUACUCUAAAAAAAUAUUGUUUUUCGCCUGAAAGCGGGGGCAAGGCGUACAAUCUAUAUAAUCUACGUAGUAAAAAAAGCCAUAAUACGAGGUUAUACAACACACACACACACACACACCAACAGACUUCGGCCCACACAUAGGCUCCCAGCGACGGAAUGAGCAGCCAGGGACACCACAAGAUGCAUAGAUCGUCCUCCUCCACCGGCAAGAGUAACAAACCUGAGCAGGAGUUCACCGAUGAAAUCGAUCUGUGCGACCGCUUCUCGGCUGACAUGGCUCGACUCUGCAUGAACGAGCACUACUCGGACGUGGAGUUCGUUGUCGAGGAGCAGCUCCUGCCGGCCCAUCGCGUCAUUCUCGCAGCGCGCAGCGAGUACUUCCGAGCCCUGCUCUACGGGGGCAUGUCAGAGACGACACAACGACGGAUUACGCUGGAGGUGUCGCUGGAUCCGUUCAAAGUGCUACUGCGGUACAUUUACUCGGGCACGUUGCUGCUGUCCACCUUGGACGAGGAUGCCGUGAUUGACGUCCUCGGCAUGGCAAACCAGUACGGGUUCCAGGACCUGGAGAUGGCCAUAUCCAAAUAUCUGCGUCAGUAUCUGGCCCUCAGCAAUGUGUGCAUGAUUCUGGAUGCAGCGCGCCUCUACAACCUGGACGAGCUGACCAAUGUGUGUCUGGCGUUCAUGGAUCGCAAUGCUCGCGACUUGCUGCAGCACGACUCGUUCAAAAUGCUCUCCAAGGAAUCUCUAGAGGAAGUGCUGCGACGGGACUCCUUUUUUGCCGCCGAGGUGCACAUCUUUCAGGCCGUUUGGAAAUGGAGCCGGUACAAUCCGAAUGUGGACAUCAAGUCGGUCGUCUCGUUCGUCCGUCUGCCACUCAUGAAUCUCGAGGAUUUGCUGCAGGUGGUGCGACCCUCUACCAUUCUCGAGCCGGACAAAAUACUCGAUGCCCUUCAAGAGAGGAGCACCUCAAAGUCGCUGCCCUACAGGGCCGCCCUGUGGCCCGAUGAGAAUGUGGCCACGGAAAAGCAUGAUUCGCAUUGCAUUCAGGGCGAUUGCCGGUCCGCCCUGCUCGACGGAGACGUCACCGACUACGACAUGGAGAACGGGUACACGCGACACUCGAUCACGGAAAACGAUGCCGGCAUUGUCGUCGAACUGGGCACCACCUUCAUGAUAAAUCACAUCCGCAUGCUGUUGUGGGACCGGGACAGUCGGGCCUACUCCUACUACGUGGAGGUCUCUGGCGACAUGAUGCACUGGGAGUGCGUGGUAGACUACAGCGAGUUCCACUGCCGAUCCUGGCAGUAUCUGUACUUUCCGGCUCGUGCGGUCCGCUACAUUCGGCUCGUGGGCACACAGAACACCGUCAAUCGGGUGUUUCACGUGGUCGGACUGGAGGCCAUGCACACGAGCAAUGUGCCCGAUUUGGUCGGCCACUUUGUGGCCCCCCAGCGCAAUGUGGCCACUGUCGAUCUGAGCGCCAUUGUCACGGACGGGGUCAGCCGCACCCGCAAUGCCCUCAUCAACGGCGACUAUGUGCGCUAUGACUGGGACUCGGGAUACACCUGCCACCAGCUGGGCAGCGGCGAUAUCGUUGUCCGCCUAGGGCAGCCCUAUCACGUGGGCUCGAUGCGUCUGCUGCUGUGGGACUGCGACGAUCGCACCUACAGCUUCUACAUUGAGACCUCGACGAAUCGCCGCGACUGGCAAAUAGUGGUGGACCGGCGCAAUGACAAGGUUCGCUCCUGGCAGAACUUUCAUUUCACGCCCCGGCCCGUUGUCUUCAUACGGAUUGUGGGCACCAGAAAUACAGCGAAUGAGUCCCAAAUACAGAUAUUCCACUGCGUCCAUCUCGAGUGCCCCUCGCAGGACAAGAGCUAUCUCAAGGAAAAGGAGAAGGAAAAGGAGUUUGCACGAGAGCGUGAACGGGAACGCAAACGAGAUCUGGGAAAUCUGCUCAAGCCGAUUACCCCAACUGAUGACAACAUUGCCUCCACCUCAGCGUCAGCUAUAGCCGCCCUUGCAGCUAUCGGCUCAUCAGCGGCGGAUGAGCCCAACGAGAACGAGCUCAAAAGGAACAUCCCUUUUUCGACGCAGCCAGCUGAUGCACUGCUCGAUGUUCCAUCGAAGGCGGAGGCGGAGGCACAGCUUGAACCAGACACACCAGACAAAGUCUCCUCAGCGCCGCCUUCCCCUGUAACAACAUCCACACCUGCAGAAGCACAAGCUGAACCACCUCUACGGCAGGAGAAGGACAAGGAAAAGGAGAAAGAAAAGGAGCAGGCUGCACUGCCCCAACCUGAUGUUGAGUCUGUGCCAACACCCCUCCUGGUCGAGCUGGAGACAAAUGAACCAGCAGCCAGCAACAACAGCAGCAGCAGCAGCAACAACAGCAGCAGCAGAAGCAGCAGCGGUCCUUCAUCCCCAGCGACGCUGAGUGCUGAGGGCUGCUGAAAAGGAAGCUUAUAUAUUUUGUACUUUGUUUCAUGAGUGUCCGCCACUCUAAAUACUCCUGUGGUCAAAUUGUAAUUGUUGUAGACGUAGACCCCUUACACCCAAUGCUCCCAUUGCACCCAUUGUAGAGUGUGUCCUUGUGAGCCGUCCCCAGUUUAGUUGCAAUCCUGCACCGUAUUUGCACCGCCGUAUUUGUUAUCUAGUCCUUCCCAGUGCCGUCAACCCAAGACACGCUCGAAACAUUCGCAUCGCUAAUUGUUGUUUUACAUAUGUAUGUACGUUUUACGCGUAUUUAACUUGUUUUAAAAAUGGUUUUUUCCAAUACUUAAUUGGAUAGGAGCUCCCUUUGUUUGCCAGGCAUCAGAGAUAUUUUAUUUCAUAAGUUUUACCACUUAAUUGUACAGAUUGUGCGGGUGAGUCCCAGCAGCCGGUGAACCAAAAUUGUAUACGAUAUGCAUCCCGGGGCAAUCCCAACCGAUACGCGACACCCGAUACGGGAUACGGAUGUGCCUCUACACAUACCAAAUUUUAUGAAAAUUUUAAAUAUUCAAAAAAUAUCAACUGCACUUCGCAUUAAGCUCCCAUAGGUAGUUAAAGUAAGAGGAAAGCCCUCACAGAUCACAGUUUCUGUAGGAUAGUAGGCUGGCUAUCCCUUGUGUGGUUUCCGAGCACGAUCUUGCCCCGGGUGUACACCAAAAUUUAAGUUAUUAAAAUUAUACUUACUACUUGUCGUAUAUUAUGCAAUUUGUAUCAUAGAUAAUGCAUACACUUCAAUGGAAAUUGCACCCAAAAUAAAACCUAACCAAAAAUGUUCCACACAAA